Molecule: messenger RNA, 11024 nt
Organism: Cottoperca gobio
Lineage: Eukaryota; Metazoa; Chordata; Actinopteri; Perciformes; Bovichtidae
Gene: dchs2
Product: dachsous cadherin-related 2
Biological process (GO): homophilic cell-cell adhesion; cell migration; multicellular organism development
Cellular component (GO): catenin complex; plasma membrane
Molecular function (GO): cadherin binding; calcium ion binding; beta-catenin binding
Source: RefSeq, a predicted model, not a curated record
AUGUGGAAAGGAGCAAUGGGUCGCAAAAAAGCCGCAACUUCGCUCCUUCGGACGCUCGUGCUGUCGCUGCUUUGCGCGCAGUCGCUCGGACAGGUAUUCAACCUGACGCUGUCUGUUAAAGAGGGCUUGCCUGCUAAAACCAUCAUUGGAGAUCUGGGAGCGGGGUUAAGGAGGCCAAGCACUGGAUUCUUCAUCUCAGAGAGCAGAGACUCUUAUGUGUUCAGAGACUUAGAAAUAGACGCAGACACGGGGAUCAUCUCCACAGCCGUGAUCCUGGACAGAGAGAACACAGAUAAGUAUGAGUUUGUGGCAGCUACCCUGACAGGAGAGAUGAUCAAAGUGUACCUAGAGGUGAAAGAUGUGAACGACCACUCACCUGUGUUUCCCUCAGAGGAGGUUGACUUGGAAAUAUCAGAACUGAGCCCCCCUGGGAGUCAAUUUCAACUUGUAGUUGCUAAAGAUGAGGAUGAAGGUGAGUUUGGUACCCAGGGAUACAGGAUCACAGAGAGUGAGAUGGGGGAGUUAUUCUACCUGGAGUAUCGCGGUGGAUCUGAGAACCACCCGAGCCUGAAUCUCAUCCUCACCAGCAAACUAGACAGAGAAACGCAGGACUUCUACUCCCUCGCCAUUGAGGCCUUCGAUGGCGGCAUCCCAGUCAGGACGGGCACUCUUCAGGUGAACAUCCGCGUCUUGGAUGAGAACGACAACCCGCCCAUAUUCAACCAGACUGAAUACCACGCCUCGCUGCCAGAGAAUGCUCCGCUGAUGUCUGCAGUGUGUCAGGUCCACGCCACUGACCUCGACCUGGGCGACAACGGCAGAAUCACUUAUGAGAUCAACAGGCGGCAGAGUGACCCGAAUGAGAUUUUCUCCAUCAACGAAACCAGUGGGGUGGUGUAUCUCAACAAGCCGCUCGACUAUGAGACUCAGGCUUUUCAUGAGUUGAUCAUCAGCGCGAGGGAUAACGGGGCUCAACCUGAAUACAGCAGCGCUUUUGUGGGUGUGAAUGUGCUAAAUAUCAACGAUAACAGUCCCAGCAUCAGUGUGCUGUUUCUCAGCGAGACAGGAGACGCAGUGGUUUCAGAGGCAGCAGCGAUCGGGGACUAUGUGGCCCGGAUUUCAGUGUCAGACCCCGACUUUAAGGAGGAGAGCGUCACCGUCACGCUUCAGGAGGAUGAUGGGAAGUUCACCCUGAAGCAGACAGACGAUUAUCUGUACGCUUUGUGUGUCAAUGCAGAGCUAGACAGGGAAGAGAAUGAUCUGUAUGAGUUAAAGGUGCAAGCAUCAGAUUUUGGGAGCCCACCUCUGAGUAGUGAGAUGGUCCUCCUCCUGAGGGUAUCUGACACCAAUGAUUGCCACCCAGUUUUUGAGAAGGAUGUGUACAUCAUCGGCGUUUCAGAGGACGCUCCUCAGGGGAGUUCGCUCAUCCAGAUGCGGGCCCGAGACGCAGAUGAGGGCGUCAACUCAGAGGUCAGAUACUCCAUCCUGAAGUCCAACCAGGACAGCCUGCUCAGCAUUGACCCGGAGUCAGGCCUGGUCACAACAGCUGCAGCUCUGGACAGAGAGACACAGAUGGAGGUUUGGUUCCUGGUGGUGGCGUCUGAUGGAGGGGAACCGGCUCUGUCAUCCACGGCUACAGUCACCGUGCUGGUGGAGGACGUCAAUGACAACGAGCCUGUGUUUCAGCAGCAGCUGUACAACGUGUCCAUACCAGAGCACAGUGACGUUGGGAGCUGCUUUUUACAAGUUGUCGCCACAGACGCAGACAGCCCUGAGUUUGGCACGCUGCUCUACUCUCUGUCUGACGGCUUUGACAUGCAGGACAAACACCCUCUCUUCAAAAUCCACCCGCAGACUGGAGAGCUGUGCGUCUCUCAGGAUAUUGAUCGAGACUCGGGGCAUACGGUCCACGACAUUCUGAUCAAAGCUGAAGAUCCAGGAGGCCUGAGCGCACAAACCUAUGUGCACAUCGAGGUGGAAGACCUGAACAACAACGCUCCAGUGUUUAACCCUGACGAGUACACGAUGAGCAUCAGCAGCCACACACAGCCCGGCACAGAAAUCCUCAACGUCAUCGCCACCGACAGAGAUUCUGGCAGCUUCGGGCACGUCACCUACGAUAUCCUUCCUGGUGACAUGUCCAGUUUGUUCGCACUGGAUAAACAAACAGGAAUGCUCCUCCUGACCUCCACUCUCACCCACCUGGGUGCAGCCAGUGUGAAGCUCUCAAUAACAGCGCAGGAUGGGGAGGGCUUGACCUCAGUCAGGCCUGCAGAGGUCACCAUCAAUGUUCUGCGCAGCGCCCAGGCUCCAGCUGUGUUCCAGAGGUCGCGCUACACCUUUACAGUGCCUGAGGACGCACCGUCAGCGACUGCUGUGGGGACAGUGGAGGCCAUAAACCCAGCAGACUCAGAAUCAGUCUCCUACCGAAUCUCCUCUGGAGACCCUCAAGGUUUGUUCUCCGUUCACCCGAAGUCCGGCCUGAUCAGUAACAUCAAACAUCUGGACCACGAGUCGCAGCCGUACGCCCUGCUGGUUCUUCAGUCCUUCACCGACACCUCUCCAGUUUACAGCACCACACAGGUCAACAUUACUAUCGCUGACAUUAAUGACAACGCUCCUGUUUUCCCCAAACUCAGCGACACCAUCACAGUGUCUCAAAACACGCUCCCAGGGACAGUGUUGUUUAUCGCUCAUGCACACGACGAUGACAGUGGUGCCAACGGGAGGGUACGGUAUCACCUGAAAAGUACCAGAAAUGGUACGUUUGUUGUCGACCACAACCUCGGGACAGUUACGUUAAAUCAGAGUUUACAGGCGGAUCAUCAGCAGAGGUACGGUCUGGAAAUCGUGGCUAAAGAUGAAGGAGAACCUUCCCUGAUCUCUACCCUGAGCCUCACAGUCAAUGUGGACCGCACCGCUGCCGAACACAGCCUCGCCUUCGAGACGUUAGUCUACCAGGUGGAGAUCGGGGAGGGCUACAGGAAAGAUUCAAGGGUCAUCCAGGUGAGGGCGCACCGGAGCCGAGGAGCUCACCUGUCGAACUCAGGCCUCCAUUACUCCUUGGAGGCAGAAGCCGGAUUUCCUCCUGCUCCGUUUCGGAUUCACCCAAAGACCGGAUGGCUGUAUCUCUCCCUUAAUCUCGACUAUGAGACAGAAUCCAUGUUUCGUUUUCGAGUGUUGGCCACAGCCAGGGAGGCCUCGCUGGCGAACAUGACAGCUACAGCCACAGUGAUCGUGCUGGUGCUGGACAUCAAUGACAAUCCCCCGGUGUUCAGCAGCGAGGUCUACUACUUCACUGUGUCAGAGGGGUCGUCGCCUCAAGGCCUGGUGGGAACAGUCAAAGCCGUGGAUAAGGAUUCUGGGAAAAACGCCCAGCUGUCCUACAUCCUGCUCACGGACGGGAAGUUCUUUCGCAUCAACGCUAAAACAGGUGAAAUUAUCAACUGGGUGGCGUUGGACCGGGAGCAGCACAGUCAGCACCGUCUGAAGGUGAUGGUGACAGAUCAGGGCCACCCUCGUUUCAAUGCCACCGCCAGCGCUCACAUCCUGGUCACUGACAUCAACGAUAACACGCCACAGUUUACACACCUGCCGGCCAGCAAGGAGCUUAACGUUCAGAUAUGGGCCGGUCUACCAGCAGGAUCCUUGGUGACAAACAUGUUCGCCAAAGAUUUAGAUGCGGCAGAAAAUGGAACAGUCACCUUCUCAUUGGCCACAGCUGAUUUAGAGGAUGCGGGUUUUGGACACUUUGAGGUUGACAGUGAAAGCGGAGACAUCCGAACCACGGAGAUUUUUACCCAGAACGCCGAACCGUACUACACUCUGAGAGUACGAGCCAAGGACAGCGGAGCCUCACCGCUGGAGGACACUGCGGUCAUUCAUGUACAGGUUCAUGGACUAGAGGCUCUGUACGGCCGCUCUGACCACCAAAUUAUGAGGUGUUUUACGGUGAAAGAGAACACGGAGCCAGCGACUGUCAUCGGUUCUGCCGGUGUUUCAUAUAAAGGGAGAUUCCAUUAUUCCAUCUCCGAGGGCGAUGGGAGCGUUCACUUCGGCAUCGACGGCUCCUCUGGUGACAUAUACAUCAACCAGCCGCUGGACUACGAGUCUGCCGUGCAGUACUUGCUCAUGAUCCGAGCUGAAGAUGUAGGACUCGCUCCCGGAGUGAACAUGUCUGUGCUGGUCAGUGUGAUGGUGGAGGAUGUAAACGACCACACGCCCUGGUUCCUCGACAAACUGGUGAUGUUCGGCCUGUGGGAGGACGCUGCGGUCGGGUCGCUGGCGUUUGCUUUUCAUGCCAGGGAUGCUGAUGGGACCUUGCCGAACAGUGCCCUCCGCUACUCCCUGAGCUUUGACUCUCAACUCAGCAGGUCUUCAUCACGCUUCCCCUUUCAGAUCAACCCUCACACGGGGAGCCUGACUGUAACAGCGCCUUUAGACCGCGAGACCAACCCCAGCUAUGCUUUCACUGUGACAGCCACCGACCAGGCGAAGAGGAAGGACGAGCGGAAACAGACGUCAGUGACGGCUCAGGUGUUCCUGCUGGAUGUGAAUGAUAACCGGCCGGUGUUUGUAUCAGCGGACACAGUUCAGGUGAUGGAGGAUGCAGAAGUGAGGAGUCUGCUGCAUCAUUUUGUGGCCAUAGAUGGAGAUCAGGGUGAAAACGGGGUCGUGUCCUACGUCAUCAUUGGAGGAAAUAAGAAAGGAUUCUUCACACUGGAGGAGGAAACAGGCCUCUUGUUUCUCUCGGCCCCUCUGGACUAUGAGACACUACGUUUCCACCGUCUGACCGUCCGUGCAGUCGACCACGGCCUGCCCUCGCUCUCCUCCACCCAGACUCUGACAGUGGAGGUCGGGGAUGUGAACGACCAGAUACCUGUCUUCAGUCAGAGCAUCUACAACGCCAGUGUGGCCGAGAACAGAGACCCUGGAGAACCAGUGAUCAGGGUCUCUGCCUCUGACAAAGAUUCAGAGGAGAAUGCAGUGGUGUGGUACAGCCUGUUGCCCGGCCACGGCUACGAGCUUUUCGGCAUCAACCCUUACACCGGUCUGAUCACCACCACCUCCUACCUGGACAGAGAGCAGCAGCAUCACUUCACUCUCAGAGUCCAGGCUCGGGACAGCAGCACACGGCCUCUGUCGGGCACGGCCACAGUGCUGUGCUCUGUGCUGGAUGACAAUGACAACCCUCCGGAGUUCAUGCAGUCAUCCUUCCAGAUCAGUCUGCCAGAAAACCUGUCUCCCGGCGUGGUCCACACGGCUCAGGCCUCUGAUCCCGACCACGGGGAAAAUGGAACUAUACACUACUCCAUUUUAGGUGAGGACUACAGAGGUCGCUUCACCAUCAACAGCCACACAGGUGCAGUCAGCACCACGCGGGUCCUUGACCGCGAGGAAAGGCAGAAUUACACCCUCACCAUACAGGCCCAUGACUAUGGCCCCACCCAGCUCAGCUCCACCACCCAACUCCAGCUGGUGCUGCUGGACCAGAAUGAUAACAUCCCCUCCUUCACCCGUAAGAGCUACCACGCCUCCAUCAGCGAGGGCUUACCUCUAGGAGCGGAGAUCCUGCGUGUUAGCGCGUUCGAUCCCGACGAGGGGUCCAACGGGGACCUCACCUACUCUCUGACAGAGGACAACAGCCAGGGGACUUUCUCAGUGGACGCGUUCACAGGAGUGAUACGCACCACGAGGUCUCUGGACAGAGAGAGCCGGGCUCAGUACACCCUCAGAGCUGUGGCUACUGACGGCUGCGCUCAAGGCCCGCUGAGCUCUGUGGCAUCAGUGACCAUACAGGUGGAGGACGUGAACGACAAUGUGCCUCUCUGUGAGCAGAAUCCCAUCAACGCAUGGGUUUCUAUGAGGACUCUACCAAACCAGAUAGUUACCACGUUGUUGGCAUCAGAUGGUGACCAGGGUGACAAUGGGACUAUACAGUUUAUGUUGUCUGAUGAGGAAAACCUGUUUGACAUCAACAGCGAGUCCGGAGAGAUUUCACUGAGAAGGCGAGUGAGAGCCGGUUUCUCCGGGAGGAAGCUGCAGGUUGUGGUUUCAGACCAAGGAGAACCCGCUUUAACCUCCACCUGCCUGGUUUUUAUCCAUCUGAAGGGAGAACACGAAGGGCUACAGUUCACAAACAAAGUGUACAAUGCUACCGUCAAGGAGAACAGUAGAGCUGGCACUUGGAUUGCCAAAGUGGAGGCCAGUGACCAAACCAAUAGCAGACAAAGGGUCACAUACAACAUAUUUAGUGGCAACGAGAAUUAUAUUUUCUCCAUCAACCGCCACACAGGUGAGAUCCGUGUGCAGAAAGAUAACUCUCUGGACUUUGAGGUGAGCCCUAAGAUGCAACUGGUGGUGCUGGCUGACAAUGGGCUGCAGACAGCUCACUGCAGGGUCUCCAUCAACCUGCUGGAUGUGAAUGACAAUGCACCAGUCUUUGAGCACGGCAACUACAGAACAGCUGUCUGGGAGGGACAAGUGCACAACACUUACAUCAUGCAGGUGUUUGCAUCUGAUGCUGACAGCGGGAUGAACGGGCUGAUUGAGUACUCCAUCGUGUCCGGUAACCCUAACGAAGCAUUCGUCUUGGACUCUGUUCGUGGGAUUCUUGCUACCAAUGUUAUGCUGGACCGUGAGAUCGCCCCCUCAUACAAGCUGGUCCUGCAGGCAGCAGACAGGGGAAACCCUCCGCUCAGCAGCACCACCACCAUCAGGGUCCAAGUGGUGGACGUCAAUGACAACAGCCCUACCAUCCCCCCCAUGGAGCCUGUUGUUAUAGCAGAGAAUCUGCCAGCAGGGUACAUGGUCACCCAGGUGACUGCGAAUGAUGUGGACCUGAGCUCAACCAUCACCUUCAGCUUUGCAGACAACAGUAGCACCAAUGUUCCCUUUGCUAUCGACCGAUAUACUGGUGUGGUCACCCUGACUCGAGCCCUGGACUAUGAGGAGCAGACAGAGUACAUGUUGACAGUCUGGGCCUCUGAUUCCCUCCACCAGACCACUGGAGAGGUCAAAGUUCAAGUGCUUGACGUCAAUGAUAACGCUCCAGUCUUCGCCAAGGUUUCCUACCAGGUGGAGUUGUCAGAAUUAGUUUCAGCAGACACGUUAGUUUUGUCAGUGUCCGCUACCGACAGAGACUCUGGACUUAAUGGGAAGAUCACCUACAGACUGCUUUCAUCUCCUUUACAAGGCUUUUACAUCGAGCCAGACAAAGGGUCUGUUUUCACCAAUAAGCCCUUGAAGGCAAUCACAAACAGCAACCUGAUCCAUCUUCUGGUUGAGGCCAAAGACGAAGGCGAUCCUGUGCAGUCUACUGUCACCUCCAUAGAUGUGCUUAUUCUGGACACCAACGACCAUACACCUUUGUUCCACCAGGACAUCUAUACGCUCACCGUCCCAGAGGACACGCCCACAGACACCACCCUACUGACGCUGUCUGCAGAGGACCAAGAUUGGAGCCCUGAAAACACCUAUUUGGACUACUCCAUCAUCAGGGGAAAUGAGGAGAAGCGAUUCUGUCUGGAAGUAAAAAUGGUUCAGCUUGAGAGUCAGAUGAGAAAUGUAGGAAAACUUGUUCUAUGUAACCCUUUAGACCGUGAGACAACGGAGAGCUACGCACUAACAGUGAGCGUGUCUGAUCGAGGAACACCUCCACUGAACAGCACUGCUGUCAUUAUGGUGACUGUGACAGACUGCAAUGACAAUGCCCCCGUCUUUUCCAGCACAGGAUACCAUGCACAGGUGAGUGAAAACAGCCAUGUAGGUACCAGACUGGUCCAGGUCAAUGCUCAGGAUCCUGAUCUGGGAACUAAUGGCGUGUUGCGGUACGACAUUAUCUCGGGGAACAGCAAAGGCCACCUCAAGCUCAACCCUCAGUCUGGCCUUCUGGUGGUCAACCACUCCCUUGACUAUGAGGAAGACUCAAAAUACACCCUCACCAUCCGAGCAUCUGAUGGUGGUGAAUCAUUUGAAGAACGUAAAGUGGCUUUUACAGUGGUCUUCAUCACAGUGUUGGAUGUAAAUGACAACACUCCUUACUUCUUGUUCACUACUGUUAACUGUUCUGUGCUGGAGAACCUUCCAGUGUUUACCCACACCUGUUCUGUCCAUGCUGUUGACAAUGACUUAGGCACCUACGGUCAGCUCACCUACUCUGUUGUGUCCUCCUGCUUCAUGGACUAUGGCAGUGGCAGCCCUGAGAAGAAGCAGGCCUUUGCCAUCGACCCCCUAACAGGCGACAUUCACACCAGACAGACCUUUGAUUACGAACGAGAGAGUGAGUACUGCUUUGUCGUGGAGGCCAGAGACAAAGGCGACAAAGCAGCUACAGUGAGAGUGCAGGUGACCAUCAAGGGAGUGGAUGAGUUCAGUCCCGUCUUCACCCAAAAGCGUUACCAAUUCCUUCUGCCAGAAAACGCCCAGCUUGGAGAGACAGUCGGUUACGUGAUGGCGAUGGACCAUGAUGGAGGGGUAGACGGGCUGGUGGAGUACUCCCUUAUAAAGUCCUCGCCGUUUUUCUCAAUAAACAAAACAAUUGGUGCCAUUUUUGUGUCAGGUCCUGUAUAUCGCAGAAGAGGCAGCCAUGCCCAUGAGGACAUGAUCGAGCUGGUGGUGUCUGCAGGUAGUCCCAGAUUGACCUCCAGGACCACUGCCUGCAUAGUUUUCGUCAAUAUCUCCAGCUCAGCAGAGGCACUCACCGGGGUGCCUCUUGAUGCACACAUGCUCAGUUUGAGUGUCUCACUAAUCAUGUUCCUCCUUGUCCUCCUCCUUUUUGUGGGCUUAGUUCUCAGGUACAAGAUCAAGGAAGCGGCAAUCAAAAAGGCUACUGCCAUUGCCGUCAACUUGAACAACGGCACAGGCUCGUUCGGUAGAUCCAUUGGCCAAAGUGCCAUCUCUCUGCAGGAGAUUAAACGGCCCAUCAUCUUGGUGACCCAGAGGGACAUAUCAAACCCAUACAAUCAGUCAGACUCGAGCGGCCGUGGAUCAGCAGAAGGUGAGACAGCUGAGGACCAGGAGAUCAAGUGGAUUAAUCAGUACCCCUGCCGUAAAAGAGACAAAUCUGUGCCAGGAAACCAGGCCAUCGAGAUACCAGACUCUGCUUUACCAGAGGACAAUAUCUCCUGCCACUCUAUCGAUGUAGGGCCAGAGCACAUUUUAUCUGUAAAUAAACGUUUAAUCUCAGGGAUGGCCAGCACAGAAAGCCUCUACCACUUCAAAGAGGAGGGGGGAGGUGAGGGACUACUUCCUGCCAUACUUAGGGUGAGGGAUUUGGAGGAUAGUAUGAAGACAAAUGGGUACGCUCCGCUCUCAGAAGCCCAUGCCUCUGCAGAUUCUCUCUCUUCACUUCUAUGUCUAGAGGAGGAACUGCAGGGCAGCUACAGCUGGGACUACAUUUUGGACUGGGAGCCACGCUUCCAGAAUCUGGCCUCGGUUUUCACCGAUAUUGGGAUGCUUCCUGAUGAGGAGCUUCAAGGUGGCCGUGAGGACUUAGCAGCAGAGGCAAGCUGUCUCAUGUACCCACCGCCUCUUAUAACAGGAGUGGCUCAGCCUGGUAUUAGGACUGUACCUCCACGAAAGCCAGGGCGUAUACCAAGCCUGAGAAGGAAGCGCUCUUAUCGCAAAUAUGUGUAUUCCCCUUUAGCCAGGAACACAGGACUUACCCCUUCAGCCAUGACGCCUACUUUUUCCCCAUCAUUGUCUUCUCUCACCAUUAGGACCCCCAGUGCCUCACCAGUUGUUUCUGAGACUGGGGUUGGGGGUAUCAGACUUGACUCAGGGCCCCUCACUGCAAGCCUAUUGGAGGCAGAAAUCCAGGUGUAGACACAAACUUUGAUCAAGUUUAUUUGUGACAUUCUAUCUUUCAUUCGCCAUCUGAAGGUAUUUUCCUAAGGGACUUUAGUUUAGACUUUUGUUUUUUGACAACAUUCAUCCAAUUUUUAUGGUUUUAGACUCAUGAGGAGUCAUGAGUUUAGUCUCAAAGGAGCAAUACCAGGCAAAGUUUUCAUUUGAACAUAAUGUACUCAUUUAAUUACUUAAAUUGAGGUUGAUUUCAUAACUCGCUUCUGUAAUAAAACGAAUAUCUGGAAAAAGCCUGAACUCAGUCUUGCAUUAUAUUCUUGUAAUGCAGCACUUUGAAUAAGAGCAGAUGUUCGAGUCAGCAAUUAAUUACUGAAUGUUUUAUUGUAAACAUAUUUGUAUGAGCAGAAAAUGAAACACUUUCUUAUUACAGUUGGUUGCAGCUUCUAAAUGGAAACCUUACAAGGUUGGUUUAACAUUAAUAAGCAAAGAAAGGCAACAUUGUUCUGUGGUUAUGUCUAUCUUCCUGGAAUCAUAAAAAGCAGGAUUUUGAAUACAGACCCAUGUUUGCAUCUCUCUUUAUUAUAUUCUGCCAAUUAAAUGCCAAUAAAUCCAAUGACAAACAUAAUUUAUUUUAUUCCUUUAAUCUAGGACUGUUCUUAAUUUCCAUGUUAUAUUGUUCAGUCUUUUUUUUAAACUAGAAAGGAGUCUAGGUUUAUGGAGACAUAAAAAUGUGGGAUUCUUCACUGACACUAAUUUCGUAUGGGAUUAUAUUGUCUUGUUGUCACUAGUCAACAUGAAGACACAUUUUCAUAAACCAGUUCCAGGUUCUGGCUGUUUUACUUUUUCUCAUGUACAGAAAUGAUCUGUUCCUUUCACAAGUGUUGUGUGUGCUGACUGUAGACAACAUAUACAAUGUUAAUAAACAACACUUUAUGUACAAUUGCCAGAGAAUUGUAUGAAUUUAAAUAUUAAUACAUUUUCAAACAAAUUGCAAUAAAGAAACUUUCUUCAGUACUUGUCUUGGAUUCGGCAUUUAAAAGGAGUGAUGUUGUGGUACUGAUUUUUCAGGAUGAUUUAUUAGCUUAUGCAUGUACACUAUGUGUUUCUUACUGUAGAUGAGAAUAAGGAAAUGUAUAUUUAAAUGUAUUUUACUAAACUAAGAAUGUACUGCUGUAUAAAAUAUUGGAAUUGAAGUGCCUCUCUUUAAAAUGUAUGAUAGA